UAAUCUCUCUUGCAAGACGUUUUCAAAGCUGAUGAUUGCCUUAAUAUAUUGUUUUAUUUCCAAAUGUGAUUUCUAAAAGUUUCUAAAUGUUGCAACUACAUUCAAACUAGGCAGUUGAUGUCCUCAACCAUGUUUCGUUAAAUUAUUAAUAUGAGUGAACAUUGGCUAGGCUAUUUCCAACAGAGCGACAUUACAUUGCAACAUUUCAUUGUUGUUGUUUAUCAUUAUCAGGGACAGUGUAUUUCUUUAGGAAUACGCCAUAGUUGCCAUAGUUUCCUGGCUCAUCAAAGACGACCAUUGACAUCGACGGCAAAAAGCUAAGGAAGGAAGGAAGGAAGAUAGCUGACAUCUGCCCUGGCCGUGGCUUCCCCUCUACCUUGACUGUUUGUGGAAUGGCUGCAGUUUGGCAGCAGGUGUUGGCAGUGGACGCAAGGUACAAUGCAUACCGCACGCCUACGUUCCCACAGUUCCGCACGCAAUACAUCCGGCGGCGCAGCCAGCUACUCAGGGAAAACGCCAAGUGUGGCUUUGAGCCGGGGCUGCGCAGGCAUUACCUGAGGCUGCGCAGCCAGCUGCUGGCCCUGCGCUACGGGCCCCUGUCUGAGCAGAGCAGCUUCAGGGCCAGCAGUGUGCGCAGCUCCCGCACCACACUGGACCGCAUGGAGGAUUUUGAGGAGGACCCCCGUGCUCAGGGGGCUCGUGGUCACCGUCGAUCUGUGAGCAGAGGCUCCUACCAGCUACAGGCCCAGAUGAACAGGGCAGUCUAUGAUGAGAGGACCCCAGGUGCCUUGGUGCCAACCUCUGUGGCAGAAGCUAGCCGUGCCAUGGCUGGGGAUACCACUCUGAGCGAGAACUAUGCUUUUGCUGGCAUGCACCACAUAUUCGACCAACAUGUGGACUCUGCAGUUCCACGGCUGCAAUUUGCUAAUGAUGACAAGCACCUCCUAGCCUGCUGCUCAUUGGACGGCACCCUGUCCAUCAUGAUCCUGUCCCCGUCCCCGCCCAGUGUGAAGGUUGUCCUGAAGGGUCAUGCAGGUCCCGUCACCGACUUUGCUUGGUCCCUUAGCAACGACGUCAUCGUGUCGACAUCAAAGGAUGGGACACUGCGUAUUUGGAACACGGAGGAUGGGAGGUGUAUCCGUGAGGUCAGAGACCCGGAAGCUAGCGAACUGCUUUGCUGCACCUUCCAGCCCAUGAAUAACAACCUCACAGUGGUAGGGAACAGUAAGCACCUCCUGCAGGUGGUGAACAUCUCCACUGGGAAGAAGGUGAAGGGGGGUUCCAGUAAGCUGACGGGACGGGUACUGUCUAUGUCCUUUGAUGCCCCUGGGAGGAUCCUGUGGGCCGGGGACGACAGGGGCAGCGUCUUCUCCUUCCUGUUUGACAUGGCCACAGGGAAGCUGACCAAAGCCAAGCGGCUUGUGGUGAGUGAGGGCAGCCCAAUCUGCAGCAUAUCUGCCCGCUCCUGGAUCAGCAGAGAGGCUCGAGACCCCUCCUUGCUGAUCAACGCCUGUGUCAACAAACUGCUACUCUACAGAGUGGUGGAUAAUGAAGGCACUCUGCAGCUUAAGAGGAGCUUCCCCAUCAAGCACGGCUCCCAGCCCCUUCACAGCAUCUUCUGCCCUCUCAUGUCCUUCAGACAGGGCGCCUGUGUUGUGACUGGCAGUGAGGAUGCCUGUGUCUACUUCUUCGAUGUGGAGCGCAACACUAAGGCCAUAGUCAACAAGCUGCAGGGUCACGGUGGCCCAGUGCUGGAUGUCAGCUUCAACUGUGACGAGAGCUUACUGGCUUCUGCAGACUCCACUGGCAUGGUCAUCAUCUGGAGGCGGGAGCAGAAGUGACCAACCACCAAAAACUUCCUUCCAUGCACUACAAAAAAAAAAGCAACUACCACUUUGAACCAUCCAAUCACUAGAAUGCUAAAUACAAGGGGCAGGGAAGGGGUAUCUGUGUUUUUAUGGCUGGGAUUUAGUGGUUACUGUGAGUGCGGUCCCCGCGAACGCAGAAAUAUAGCCUUUUUAAAUAUAGCCAAUAAAGUGCUAUCAAAUUGAAUCCCUGCCUAGGUUUUCAACUUGAAAGGGAACACUGCUCCUCGCUGAGGGUCCUGAGAGGUUUGCAUGUGUCAAGAGUAGGACCUGUAAUAGCGCUAACUACUUAUUGUAAAGCAUUAAUAUAGCAAAAUGUAAUAUACAGUAGUAUUAAAUGACAGCCUUGUUCCUCUAAAGUUUCCCAUUUUCCUUCAAUCAUUCCCAUGUUUAUUGUUCUACUGUGAUGUGCAUGGCAUUGUAUCAAGAACCCAUCAUAGAAAUCAGUACUGACAUAUUGGAAUAACUAGUGUGUGUAUAUAUAAAAAAAUAUAUAUAUAUACUUGAUAGGAACUCAAAGAAUUUGUCUGUUUAUGUGCCUGUGGUGUCAUUUUAAUGUAAUGGUUGCAAAGAACUAUAAUAUAUUUAUGAUAUGCACAUACUGAAUAAAGUAGCCACUGUACAUCUCA
This is a messenger RNA of Salmo salar (Atlantic salmon), 2494 nucleotides long. RefSeq names its product WD repeat-containing protein 13. The record is from RefSeq and is a predicted model, not a curated record. Lineage: Eukaryota; Metazoa; Chordata; Actinopteri; Salmoniformes; Salmonidae. Gene Ontology annotation, cellular component: nucleus. Gene Ontology annotation, molecular function: promoter-specific chromatin binding; protein binding.